GCGCCUACGGUCAACUAGCCUAUUAUAUUAGUUAGGUUGGAGUGUUUAGAAAAAGUGAAGUCAGGCCAAAGUUUUAACAGAAUUAUCGCUACAUAUUCUGCACAUCAGUAUCAACAGCAAAAACUGACCAAUCACUGCUUUUAUGCAUCGUCCGAUGCAAUCAUAAACACAAAGGAGUCGUUGGAGGAGAUGAUUACGCUCACAAAUUAAAGUUGUUACAGCUAGCUCGCUAGCUAAAGAAAACGAGGAGCGUGGCUGGCCAUGGCUCAGGAGGUGGGGCUGCAGUAUGAGCCUGUGGCAGAGAUUGGAGGUGGGGCCUAUGGCACGGUGUAUAAGGCGCGGGACAGGCUGAGCGGGCAGUUUGUGGCUCUGAAGAGCGUUCGAGUGCAGACUGACCAGGAUGGUCUGCCCCUGUCUACGGUCCGGGAGGUGGCCCUGCUCAAGCGGCUGGAGCAGUUUGACCAUCCCAACGUGGUCAAAUUGAUGGACGUUUGUGCCACCCUGCGGACAGACCAGGAGACGAAGGUAACACUGGUCUUUGAGCAUGUGGAUCAGGACCUCAAAACCUACCUGGAGAAGGCGCCUUCUCCUGGGCUUCCUGCCAGCCAGAUCCAGGACCUAAUGCGGCAGUUACUGUGCGGACUGACCUUCCUCCACUCCAAUUGCAUCGUCCACCGAGACCUGAAGCCAGAGAACAUCCUGGUGACCAGCCGAGGACAGGUCAAGCUGGCCGAUUUCGGACUCGCACGCAUCUACAGCUGUCACAUGGCCCUCACCCCAGUGGUGGUCACUCUGUGGUACCGCGCCCCAGAGGUUCUCUUGCAGUCGUCCUACGCCACCCCAGUCGACAUCUGGAGCACUGGCUGCAUCUUCGCCGAGAUGUUCCGACGCAAGCCGGUGUUCUGUGGUGAGUCCGAGGUGGACCAACUGGGAAAGAUUUUUGAAGUGAUUGGCCUACCAGCAGAAGAGGACUGGCCCACUGAUGUCACGCUGUCACGGCGCAAUUUCAGCCCUGUCAACCACCGUCCAAUCACAGACUUUGUUCCUGAGAUCAGCCCCCAGGGGGCAGACUUGCUGCUGGAGAUGUUGGCCUUUGACCCUCUGCGAAGAAUCUCAGCCCUGAAUGCUUUGGACCAUCUGUAUUUUCAGGAGGGGUGAUGAGGCGGGCAAUGGUUGGGGAGGGGGGUCCAGCUGAUGGGUUGGUGAGAGUCAGUGAAGGGUGUUUUGGAAGAAAGGGUAAAUGACAGCUGCGGGGAGCGUAAUGGCAGAGGGAACUGCACUGUAGUUGCAACCCAAACACCAGUAAUUUCCAGAUUUGGAACAAUGCAAUCCCUCAUAUCUAUGAGCUUUUUUCUUUCUACAGGAAAGCCUGUGGGUCUCUAAUGGUGCUCCAUCAUACUGUACUGCCUUAUAAGAAGCAAGGGAAGACUGCAAAGGGGGUUGAGAGUGAUAGACAAAAGCCGGGAUGGAAAAGUGAGGGAAAUACUUGAGUUGAAUAUCUUGGACCAAUUUGUGGGAGAAGGAAUCCAAAAGCAACCAGCAACUGAGGCUGGAAUUCAGGCAACAUUUGUCCUCCACUUUGACCAAGUGAAAAGUGAACAAAACCAGAAAUCGCUGACACUUAACUUUCCAAACUAAAGGUCAAAGUUCAGGACGUGUGCCGAUUGAAUGCCUGUCUGAGUAUCACCAACAGCCUUUUAAUCCUGUAUUUUAUAUUUUAAAGACAUAUCUGUGGGAAUAAUGGCGAGUGGCUUUUUCUUUUUUUUUUGUUGAAUCAUUUCAAACAUUUGAAUGGCUGAGUUAGUUGAGUGGGGGAAUGAGCAGAGUGCGUCGGUUGCGCACACUAACGUCUUUGUAGAUGGAGAUUUAGCUGAAUAAUGCUUCUCUCUACACACACCCAUCAGUCCCAGUUGCAUUCCAGCAUUUCAUUCCACUCAUACCUUUGGGGAAAACAUUCCUUCACUUGCUAACCAAAAUAUGGGUAUUGAGGCAACAUACCGCAAUGUUAUGUAUUAAUAUUACUGUGGUUAUUAAAUGCUGCUUUCCUUUCA
This is a messenger RNA of Conger conger (European conger), 2051 nucleotides long. RefSeq names its product cyclin dependent kinase 4 (gene cdk4). The coding region runs from base 262 to 1158 and encodes 298 amino acids. Gene Ontology annotation, biological process: signal transduction; regulation of G2/M transition of mitotic cell cycle; protein phosphorylation. NCBI's taxonomy places the organism in Eukaryota, Metazoa, Chordata, Actinopteri, Anguilliformes, Congridae. Gene Ontology annotation, molecular function: cyclin-dependent protein serine/threonine kinase activity; ATP binding; cyclin binding. The record is from RefSeq and is a predicted model, not a curated record. The transcript has 8 exons. Gene Ontology annotation, cellular component: nucleus; cyclin-dependent protein kinase holoenzyme complex; cytoplasm.